Messenger RNA from Tarenaya hassleriana, 4052 nucleotides. RefSeq lists its product as uncharacterized. Bases 177 to 3770 code for a protein of 1197 amino acids. The transcript has 16 exons. Gene Ontology annotation, biological process: mitotic DNA replication checkpoint signaling; DNA damage checkpoint signaling; DNA repair. The record is from RefSeq and is a predicted model, not a curated record. Gene Ontology annotation, molecular function: chromatin binding; ATP binding; ATP hydrolysis activity. Lineage: Eukaryota; Viridiplantae; Streptophyta; Magnoliopsida; Brassicales; Cleomaceae.
UCCCUCCAAAUUCACUACAACCAAUCUAAAAAACAUUGUUAACGUUAACGUUAUAAUUCUUUUCCUUUUUUCUCGUCGCGAUCCCCAAAUUUGAGUACAAAACCCUAGCUCUUCGCGGAAACCCUAGUUUUGUCGAAAUUUCGAUUGCGGAAGCUAGGAAUCUGCGAUUUUUGCCGAUGGGGGAAUCGGAUGAGAGAGAUGGGCCGGUAUCCGUGAUCGGAGUUGAGCCGGCGGAGCGGAGGAAUGUGCGGCGGAGGCUGGUUCAGUCAGCGCUCUUCCCGCACAAAUCUCCGGCGGAGGUCGAGCCCAGCAGCGAUCGGAGGUCCGGUGACGGUAACGAAGAGGGGGAUGCCGAUGGGGAAGAGGAGGAGUUCUGUGGUAGUCAAGGAAAGAGGACGAGAAAGCAAAGAGCGAAGGCUACUCCGAAGAACGGAACUCCCAAGAAGUUGGCUAAAGAGAAAUCUCCUCGGAAAUCAACGCCUAAGAAAAAUGCUAGUAAAAACGGGAGCAUAGCUGCUAAUCAGACAGUAGCUCAAAAGGUUUCUCCUCCGGUGACCAAUUUGCGGCUGGAAGCAAAAUUAAGAGCUGAGGCAAGAGAUCUGAUUGAAGAUUCAAGAAUGUCGGCUGGGAAGCAAAUACAUCCAUUUUUCUCAUUGUGGAAAGCAGGGAAAAGGAACAAAGAAGCAGCCGAAGCAGAGAGUGAUAGUUGCCGGGGAAAAAGAAGAGAUAAAAUCAGUACCAUCGGCCCAAUCCAUGUAUAUGAGAGGUUUCAGGAUGGUUAUCUUUCCAUUGAUUGGAAGAAUUGGACUUUCUGUGAGGAAACAUCCACCAGCGGAACAUAUGAUCGGCGACGUAGUUUCAGCUCACUUUUUGAACAAUCUUCCAAGGAAUUUGGUAUCAAAGAACUGCCAUCUGGUUCACAUCCUGAUAGGUCUGUCAUUGAAGUUGAGGAGCACGACCAAUUUGUUACUCAAUCAGAAGAUACUUCAGAGGCAACUCCAGGAUUAUUAACAACACAAGAGGAGAAAAGCAGAUACCUCAGGAGCCCAGAUGGAGCAGAUGAGGAAUGCGAAGUAGAUGAAGUAGUUUUCUUGUCUUCUCAUGCUGAUGGUGCAGCAGAAUUUGGUAAUGCCCAUCAAAGCAGAUCAUUUCAAGAAAGUUUUGAUCUCAGUGGACAGCCUCACAAUAGCUUGUGGAUAGAUAAGUACCAGCCAAGAAGUGCAAUGGAGGUAUGUGGUAAUACUGAAUCUGUAAAAGUAAUGAAUGACUGGCUUUGCCUUUGGCAUGAGAAAGGUUUUCAAACGAUGAAAGAGCCUGGCGAUGGCAAUGAAAGGAAGAUGCAAGAUGCUGAUUACAGCUGUUAUGGAAGUGACUCUGAUGCAGAAAACAUUGAUGAUGAGGGGUGUCUGAAAAAUGUGCUCUUAGUCAUCGGACCGGUUGGGAGUGGGAAGUCCGCAGCUAUUCAUGCUUGUGCCAAGGAACAAGGAUUUAAAAUCCUUGAGUCCAAUGCAUCGGAAUGCCAAAGGAUGAAAAUGGGUAACGAUAGGUCAUAUGGCCUGACAAGGUCUUUGGAACCACCUCUCAAUUUCAGUAAUGAACAAUCUUUGACGCCUACCUUUGCUGUGGCUGAUGGUAGUGCAACAGAGGAGUUGAUUGAAGUGACAACUAUAUCGGAUAAGGAAUCUCAGUCCCACAGCGACACAGCUAACUUGAAGCCAUUAAUUCUCUUCGAGGAUGUAGAUAUUUGUUUCCCUGAUGAUCGUGGUCUUGUUUCUGCUAUACAGCAGAUUGCUGAGAAAGCCAAAGGACCUGUGAUUUUGACUACCAAUGACAUGAAUCAUGGUUUACCAGACAACCUGGAAAGGCUAGAAAUAUGCUUUGCAACACCAUCAACAGAAGAGCUACUUAGGCACCUUUCUUCGGUUUGUGCAGCAGAGGGUGUUAACGUCUGUCCUGGUUUGAUAGAGCAACUGGCCAGAUCUAGUCAUGGUGAUAUAAGGAAAGCCAUUAUGCAUUUACAGUUUUGGUUUCAGAGUAAAAGAUACAGAAGAGCCAGAAAGUUGAAGAACACUUGCAGCCCAGUUCUCUUUGAUCUAGAUGCUGGCCAUAUGCUGCUUCCCAGGAUAAUACCAUGGGAUUUUUGUUCUCAAUUAUCUCAGUUUGUGGAGAAUGAGAUUGUUAAGUCGUUAUCAAUGGCAGAGGAAAAUUCAACCUCGGUGGAAGUGUCUGUUGAAGAGGUUGAAAACGACGAAAUGCUGAAUAAGUUAUGGAGAUGUGACCCAGAAAAGGAAAAAAUAGAAGCCAAGAAGGCAGCCAUGUUACGGAGGAAUUCUUCUUAUGAAGAUUGUGAUGAAUUACAAGAUAAUAUCCCAUGUGAACUUAGCCGUGGCUCCCGCAGAUCCAUGUCUGUCUCUAGGUUGAACAAAGGGAGGAUGCGGAAUGUUGUGUUGUCCUCUGAUUCUGAAGAUGAGCCUCUAAAUGACAAACGUAUCUUAACUUCAAGCAGACAGAAGGAGAAAGGAAUGGUCCUUGAAGACAUGCAAAAGGAUACAAUUUUGCUUGCCAAUACGUCAAUUCCAUCCAUGGGGGAGAUGUUAGAGGCAAGUUGCUAUCUUUCUGAGAUGUCGAAGUUCUCUUGCGCGAAUGAUCUGUCCCAGUCAGUUGACAUAUCAUUGGUACCAGAAUCAUCAUUUGUUCCAGAAACCGAGAUAGACAAUGGAGCAGCAUUGUCACCCAGAGCAAUAUCAUGUGGUCAUUUCGACGGAGGAAUGGAAGUGUCAAUGAGUGAGGACUUCUCACAGAAACAACCACCAUCAUUUGACAGAGGCAUGGACAGGUUUCAUUUAGUUUCCAAUUGUAUAAGACAUGAAUCUGAGGUAAUUGCAGAAUCUUCUCAUGGGAUGGAAGUGGAAGAGUGUGUUGAAGAACAUGCAGUGAAUUCGCUCAGACAGUACCAAGUAAGUGAUGAAUGCAGCCGGAUAGACUUUGGUAGGAUAACUAAGGCUGUACAGAAACUGAAGGUUGAUGCACUGAAAGAUUCAGUGCAAGAAGCCUGGAGAAAACUCCGGUCCAAUCAUGCCAAUCUCAAACCAUACUUGGAUUCAGAACCAAUAGAUGCUCCUCAAGUUCUUGAUCUCACUUACCAAAUAAGCAACCUACUUUCAGAAGCUGAACUGUCUUGUUCUAGAUGCCAGGAAUUCGGAUAUUUGGAACCAGAGAAGAGUGGCUCUGGAGAUGCGGACUCGUUUAGUUUUUCUGAUGAAUUCAACCAGAUGGCUUUCAAUGUGGCACAGCAGCGGUUUCACUUUUAUGCAAAAGAAAUCGCUGCCACGGUAUCUGACCCUAGUUCCAUGACUACUGCCGAGUUGAACCUCGAGUCACUUGCCCUAACAACUGAUAUGGUAUUGGGAAGAGGGUCGAAUGAAGACGAGGCGAGCCGGGGUUAUGCCUGUUUGGAAAUGAAACCAAGAUCAAGUGAGGGCUUUAAGAAAAGCGAGAGAAGGUCUUGCCUUAUGGGCGCGAUGAAGUCGAUUGUUCCUCCAAGAUCAUACUUGGCACUGAAAGGAGAUGCCUUUCACGAGUACCUCUCUUUCUUAGGGCGGAUUUCAAGAUCCGAAACCUCUAACUUAUCAGAAGCCAUUCGGCAAACCAGACGGCGAAGAUCACGACCGCCUCGGCAUUAUCUGAGCACAGGCUCAAUGAUGCUAUCCCCAGAAGAUAUCGCACUCUUGGACCAACACAGCUCAUACAGAGAGACACCACCCUUAUGAAGGAUAUAUCUUCCAGGUUGGUUUGUAUAGGCAGUUUAAUUAAUCGAUCCAGCAAAUACUGUUAGAUUAGCACAUAGAUCCACCAUAGAUACACCAGAGAUAUAUAGAUCUCAUGGUUCCAGAUUUUUAUUUUUAAUGCAAAACUGUUAGAUUUAUGUAUUGUUUUCAGCCUCUGAAGGAAUAUACUGGAGAAACAUUCAUCUGCUAUAAGCACAAACCCAAAAAGAAAAUGUACUAUUUCUCUAUAAUCUGAGGAUGAAUAAAAUACCAUAACUUGAAAUU